Microplitis demolitor is the source of this 1754-nucleotide messenger RNA. RefSeq names its product ankyrin-2-like. Gene Ontology annotation, molecular function: protein binding. The coding region runs from base 18 to 1754 and encodes 578 amino acids. NCBI's taxonomy places the organism in Eukaryota, Metazoa, Arthropoda, Insecta, Hymenoptera, Braconidae. The transcript has a single exon. The record is from RefSeq and is a predicted model, not a curated record.
AAGUUAUUAUUAAAAAUAUGUCGAGUGUUACAAGCAGUGAUUUUACUUCAAGUAAUCAAGUUCGAGAUGAAAGUGAGAUACGUGUUUUAACAGAAAUUUUAAAUAAACCAGAAAUUUCGAUGGACUCAAUUAAAAAUCGUGUUCCAAGGCCGGCAUUAACGCACAAACUCAGAAAAAUUUCGAAAUCGUUGAAAGAAAACGAAGUUGAAUUACUUCUUAAAAAAAAAUGUUCAGAGGGAGGAUUGCUUAAAUAUGCCGCCCGAGUUGGUGAUAUUAAAUUGGUCAAGCUACAAAUUCGCCAAGGUGCAGAUGUUAAUGCUUCAGGAGUAAAAAGCAGUUCUCCACUCCACGAGGCAGCAUGGUAUGGACAUCCCAAGAUCAUUAAGCUUCUUAUCAAGAAUGGAGCACAUCUUGAAUCUGUAUCAAAUGGACCAACAAAAUAUGGAUAUACUCCGCUACAUCUUGCAUGUUUAAAUAAUAAAAUUGAGUGUGUAAAAGUUUUAUUGAAAUAUGGAGCAAGUGUUACCCCAAAAUCCGUCAAUGCUCACCAUCCAAUCCACACCGCGGUAUUUAAGAACUAUGUUGAAAUAGCGGCGUUGCUUUUGAACCAUGGCGCAGACGUGAAUCUAAGAUUUGACAAUACAUUUUUUUAUAAUGAAUGGGACGAGUCGAUUUAUUGGAAGGACAUGGAUUUAACGCUGCUACACUGCUCGAUUGCUCGAAAGUACGAAGAAAUGACUGCAUUGUUGUUGGAGCAUGGAGCUGAUAUUCAUCUAAAGACAAGGUCAAAUAAAACAUCAUUGAUGCACGCUGUUGAAGCAAAUGAUCCCGAGUUGGUUAAAUCAUUUUUGGCGAAAGGUGCAAACCCCAAUGAUCAAGAUAUUUAUGGUGAACCAGUAUUGUUCUUCACGGUCUUAAACGCCAAUAAUCAUAAUCAAUCUAUGUAUUAUAAUAAACGAGAAUUUUAUUUCUCUAGAGAGAAAUUGGAAGUAGUUCAACUUUUGUACGCUGCCGGAGCUGACAUCAAUGCGAAAUUUGGAUCAAAUGGAUCUUCUAAUUCACUUGUGUACUACACGAGUAUGUAUGGACAAGUCUCGAUCACUGUAUUUGUACUUCAUGAUACCAAUUUCAAUUGGCGGAACAUUGAUUAUGCAACAAUUAAGGCUUCAAGAUUCACAGAGGAAGCUAGCUCCCCAAAUGAUCGCUAUGAUUUUAAAUACAUUGAAUGUCUCAGGAAGUAUUUAGAUAUUUCGAAAACAGUGUUAUUGUACUACACCAUCAGUAGACACAUGAUCGGUUUUCCAGUAAAAGAAGAAUUGUUAUCAGCAAUAUACUACUCUUCAGAUCUCCGUGUCAGCCCAGACUACGCACAGAAAAUUGAGUCUAUUAAAAAAGACAUUGAAGCCGAUAUCAGAUAUGCAAAACAAACAAUGUUUGGAAAUACUAAAAUUUCUUUAUGGCAGCUACUGACUUGUAAAAUGACGGAAUUAGUUAGACUUUCAUUUUAUAAAGACUUUCGGAGUUUAUGUCGGAAAGAUUAUCUUGGUAAUUUUUGUUACUUAUAUAGUAUAUUUGAAUUUCGGUUGAAAACUGCCAUCGAAAGAAGUACUUCAAUAGAAAAAAGUAGCAAAAUAUUGUUUGAUAUAUUUUACAAUCAUUUACCGUAUGAUUGUUGCGAAAAAAUUGCAACAUGUUUUGAUGAUAAAGAAUUAGAAAAUUUUAUAAAAAAUUCUAGUAACGAUAUAGUUUGUUAA